AGAACCAUUUAUAAGGCUAGUCAAAAGCAAAUUAGAAUUAGCUCAAAUAGUUGAGAAUAAUAUAAUCUUGUAUAAAGAUUUGGGAAGUUGCAAAUUACUAGAACAAGAAAUUGUAACUAAGCAGUUAAUUGCUCUACAAAAUAGACUAAACA
Molecule: messenger RNA, 152 nt
Organism: Dentiscutata heterogama
Lineage: Eukaryota; Fungi; Glomeromycota; Glomeromycetes; Diversisporales; Gigasporaceae
Source: the annotation of a GenBank genome assembly